Messenger RNA from Orussus abietinus, 769 nucleotides. RefSeq names its product chromatin complexes subunit BAP18. Bases 108 to 650 code for a protein of 180 amino acids. Lineage: Eukaryota; Metazoa; Arthropoda; Insecta; Hymenoptera; Orussidae. The record is from RefSeq and is a predicted model, not a curated record. The transcript has 4 exons. Gene Ontology annotation, cellular component: MLL1 complex; NURF complex.
GAAACGAGUGGGAUCGUGUUUCGAAGUCGUUCCCCGAGGGUUUCCCGCCAAAUAGCGCAACCCGGGACGCGUACCCCACCUCCCCCCUCCGUACCCGAUCCCGUGCCAUGUGUGCCCCCAGACCGCCCUCGGCUAAACUACCGAUGGAUCCUGGAAGCGGAAGAAAGGUCGGUGAGAUCUUCACCGCCGCUGGGGCGGCUUUUAACAAGCUCGGGGAACUCACGAUGCAACUGCAUCCCACCACGGACUCGCCUGCCGGUAAAUGGACUGACGAGGAAAUUGAGAUGCUCCGUCACUCGGUGAAGACGUUCAGCGAAGACUUAAACAAAAUAAGUGAGCACAUCAAGGGAAGAACGGUCUCUCAAAUAAGAACGACAUUGAAGAAAAAGGCCUUUGAGGAGGCAGGCGUCCCGAUCAGGCAGCAACAAGUAUUGACGCAACAACAGUCUAUCCAACAGAGCUCUGUCCAACAACAGCAAGUACAGAAACAACAGCAACAAGCUGGGAAUCAAGGCUUAAUGGGCAAAUCUGCGGAAGUUACAUUAAAUAUGCUCAACGCGCCAGAGUCCGAGGUCGAUGUCGAAGGACUGCCUGAAGAAUGUCAAGUGAAAUUGGAGUUCGAAGGGGCAACGGAGGAAGUUGCUUCGUAAUUUUAAUUGUGAAUAAAUUAUAUUGUAUAAAUUCCUUGUCAUAUCUCUAACUGUAAGUUUUCAUUGUUAGCCUUAGUUUGUAACUUUUCCAAAUAAAAGUUUAAGAAAGGUUUUCGUAA